AUGGCCGAAAAGUCCCACGAGCCCGUCCAGCCCAUCCACCCCUCCAUGGAGGGGAAGCUGGACCCCGUAUUCGUCAAGCUCUACAACGACAACGUCGCCUACAAGCCUAACGGGCCCAUUGACCUCGCCGUCCUGCGCAAGCACUAUUCCCAGCUCUACAGCUACGGCACCGGCGCCGCCCCCGAGGCCGCGCGCACCUACGACACCACCUUUGCCCUGGACGACGGCACCGAGCUGACCCUGCGCGUCUACGAGCCCGACACGCCGGGGCCCUGGCCCGUCCACGUCGACUUCCACGGCGGCGGCUGGGGCCUCGGCGACCUCGACACCGAGGCGCACAUUUGCAAGCACAUCUGCCACCAGGCCAAGGUGGCCGUCGUCGACGUCGCCUACCGCCUCGUCCCGGAGCACCCCUACCCGGCGCAAAUCACCGACAGCUGGGCGGCGCUGCAGUACGUGCACAAGCACGGCGCCGCCAAGCUCAACAUCAAGCCCGACAGCAUCUCCGUCGGCGGCGUCUCGGCCGGCGGGUGCAUCGCGCUCGCGCUCGCGCAUCUCGCGCGCGACGCGGACCUCCCGCUGCGGCUCGUGGCCGCCGGCACCCCCGUCGUGGACGACCUGCCGGCGACGCCGGCCGACUCGCCGCACGCGUCGAUGCGCGAGAACGAGUUCGCGCCGACGCUCAACUGGGCGCGCCUGGCGUACUUUAACCGCUUCAAGUUCCCCGAGGACCCCGCGGCGGCGGCCAAGGCCAAGGCGGAGAUGGGCUGGUUCAAGAACCUGCUAGAGGCGCCCAACUUUGAGGGCCUGCCGCGGACGGUCAUCUACACGGCGGGCGCGGACCCGCUGCGCGACGAGGGCGAGGCGUACGCGCGCAAGCUGCUGGAGAACGGCAACGAGGUCAUUGUCAAGCGCUUCGUCGGCGUGCCGCACCCGUUCAUGCACAUGGACGGUAGCCUGAGGCAGGGGCGCGAGUUCAUUGACGAGACGGCACGUUACGUGCGUCUGGCCCACUGGGACUGA
Molecule: messenger RNA, 1023 nt
Organism: Cordyceps fumosorosea ARSEF 2679
Lineage: Eukaryota; Fungi; Ascomycota; Sordariomycetes; Hypocreales; Cordycipitaceae
Product: Alpha/beta hydrolase fold-3
Exons: 1
Coding region: 1-1023 (340 amino acids)
Molecular function (GO): hydrolase activity
Source: RefSeq, a predicted model, not a curated record